Apodemus sylvaticus (European woodmouse) is the source of this 756-nucleotide messenger RNA. Its product is annotated as prolactin-7A2-like. The transcript has 6 exons. The coding region runs from base 1 to 756 and encodes 251 amino acids. Lineage: Eukaryota; Metazoa; Chordata; Mammalia; Rodentia; Muridae. The record is from RefSeq and is a predicted model, not a curated record. Gene Ontology annotation, biological process: positive regulation of receptor signaling pathway via JAK-STAT; female pregnancy; mammary gland development. Gene Ontology annotation, cellular component: extracellular region. Gene Ontology annotation, molecular function: hormone activity; prolactin receptor binding.
AUGGCAUUUUCUAUCUCUCAACUAUGCCCCUCAGGGGCACUUCUGCUGCUGGUGGUGUCCAGCCUUCUUUUAUGGGAGAAUGUGUCCUCUGAACUUUUGAGUUGCAAUGAAACUGAUGAUGAUCCAUUAUCUGUCAAGGGACUGUUUCAUAAUGCCACAAGACUGACUCAGAGUAUCAGGGACCUCAACAUGGAGUUGCGCAGGGCAUAUACAGUCAAUGAAGUCUCUGAAAAAUUAUACAAUAAAUAUAUGCUUGAGUUUAUUGAAGAUAUGGAGUUUCUUGUCAAAGCUCUCACCUGCUGCCACAAUUAUUCCAUCAAAACUCCAGAAAACCUGGAUGAAGCUCAACAGAUCCCUUUUAACGACUUUCCAAAACUGAUCCUCAGUAGAAUGUGGGCUUGGAAUGAAACUUCUAAAAAUGUACUGACCAUACUCAGAAGUAUUCCAGGAAUGCAUGAUGAUGUCAUCUCAUUAGCCAAAGGCAUUGAAACAAAACUUGCAGAGCUUUUUAAGUACAUCCAGAGUAUACUCAGCUCGAUUUAUGGAACAACAGAAAAUGUGGAUUACACUGUCUUUUCUGGUCUUGAAGACUUAAAAUCAUCUGAUGAAGAAUUUAGCUUUUUUGCUCUUUGUAAAUUUUCCUAUUGCUUACGUGUAGAUAUACAUAUGGUUGAACUUUAUCUCAAGCUGUUGGAGUGUGUGGUAAAUGUUAAUAGUGAUGUUUGCUUAUCCAUCAAUAUUAGAGAUGCUUCAUGA